GUCGAUCGCGAUCUACGAUGGACCAUACUCGCAUGCUUACGAAGAAGCUGUGGGGAACUUAUCCUGGUAUCUGCCGAACAUUACACGAUUGACAGGUGAACUCAGCUGGGCUGAGCCCCCGAACUGAGCCUAAGAAUUGAGCGCUGACUUGGUCUUCUUCUUGGAAGCUGAAGCAGUUCCGUUAUCAAACCUGUGAUGAGUGUCCAUAUAAUAUGAUGGUCGCUCGGCGCUCAGGGUCCUCCGAGUCAUGCUUAAAAGUGCGAGAAGGCUGGUCAUUUCCUUUCCUACAAGAAUAUCAUGCCCCCUAAUCAAUCACCGCUCAAUUUCUUCACCAGUACCUCUGCUUACUCUCGAUUAUCAUGGCCGCAUUAUGACCUUGGUUUCGCUUCCGGAAUAGCAAUUUUUUUCGGAGGCGAAGCAGCCGUAUCCACUCUUGCAUUACAACCGCUUUAUGGUCGCACUGGCAUAUGGCAUGGAUGGUACAACACACCGGGAUGCCACACAAUUGCGUGGGAGAUGGUUAGAACAUUGUUGCGGGGUCCCUUCUCAUCGUAUUCAGAGAGACUCACGCUUUCUCUCGGCCUAGAUGGCAAGAAAGGGCCCAAAUACAUUGCAUCACAUUCGGGAACGGUCAUGCAACAUACUCGCCAUCUUGCGUACGUGCUUGAUAAGAGCGACUGUAGGAGCAUGGGGUGCGAGCCAGUGGACGUGGGUCAGAGGCAUAGCCCGACGCCAAUGCAAUUGAUAAUCAUGGACUUCAAGAACACAGUGCUGACGGGAGAUGACACACUGCCCCCAAGAAGUUCUCGUUACUCCUCAUUGCCCAUAAUCGCUAGUAUUGCAAGCAUCGGAGCUUGUGCCACUUGUGCCCAUGUUGAGGACUGGUCGUCCUUCGUGAUGAUUCUGCUCGGGAUGAUCUCCUCUGGAAUCACUUCUUUCAUCAUGUCCACCGGGAGCGUCACCCUUGAACGGCUCCAGCCGGCAGAUGGAGUUCCACCUGGAGACGGCAUGCUACUGUCGGAUAAUCGCAUCGUGAUAUUGAGAGGAAACGAGGAGGACGUAAACGCUGUGACCAAGGGAAAACUGCGACUGAAAAUCAAAGGAGGGGGUUACACCCUCCUUUUCUGCGCGUCCAUAGCGUUGUUGCAAGUUACCCUACAGCUCAUCUACAUGCCUUCCGGAUCGCCAACAGGACAACUCAUGUUCCUGUUAUCGCUCCUAGUGUCCGGGGGAUGCAACCUAUAUCUAUCAGCAAAGGAAGAUGAUGUGCAGUCAAGUGCCCUCAUUACCCUACUGAAUACUCCGGAGGUGAAAACGUACCAAACCAAUUCUAGAACAACCGCUGCCGUUCUGGCGUGCCUAGCACUCUGUUGGAAGUCUAGCAUGCCAGCUACGCAAGUCCUCCAGCAGAUUGUCCCCAUCGGGCCAAGACCGUGGGAGGCCUUGUCUGAAAUCCUCGUGGAGAAUAUAACUAGCAGGAGCGAGGGAUUCAGAUAUUGGCUUAGAAACGAUCUGAGCGAUCAGGAAAAGCAGCUUUUGACCGAGCUCAUCGGUGAUGCUCAUGCAGCGUACGAUCAGUAUAUUCAGGAUUACGGUGGACGUUGAAUAGUUGUAUUCUAUUAUUCUUGCUUCCUGGUACUGUAUAGUGAUUCACCUUCAUCACUCAGCCACACGAUUAUGUGACAACUGCGUUUGAGGUUCUACAUGACUCGGAUGCAAGUUGCUGGUGACGUUCGAUAUUAGUAGCGGUUCGCUUUGCCUCAGCGUUUGUUUCACUCUCGCUGAGGUAUGUUAUUCUUUUGUAGUCUGUAUGCACUAGCACUUGUACAUACUUACAGAGUUUAGUUCUGAGUCUUCUGACUUGCUGAAUAUGGCGUUUGUUUCACUCA
This is a messenger RNA of Suillus subalutaceus, 1889 nucleotides long. RefSeq lists its product as uncharacterized. The record is from RefSeq and is a predicted model, not a curated record. The transcript has a single exon. NCBI's taxonomy places the organism in Eukaryota, Fungi, Basidiomycota, Agaricomycetes, Boletales, Suillaceae. Bases 298 to 1605 code for a protein of 435 amino acids.